GAAGCCCUGCCGGGGCUGGGCGGGGCCGAGGUCGCCAGGAGACAGGGCAGUCUGGCCCCCCCGCGCCGUGACGCUGCCAGCCCUGAUUGGGCGCUGAGCUUGGCAGUUCUCCAUUACCCCGGCGACUGUGGCCGGGACUCUGCGGGCUGUAAACAGAGAGGCGGCGGCGGCGGCGGCGGCAGCAGCAGAGCGCGCGCGCGCAAGUGCCAGAGCGACCCUCACUCAGAGCUGUGCCAACAACCCUGCGUACCCCUGGAGAGAGGCGCAUUGAGCAGUGGGGGCCAUGCCAGCCCCCUGACCAUGUUCAAGAUUGCCGAGUACUAUGACGAAGAGACUUUCCCAGCGGAGGAGAAGGAACCACCGGAACAGAAGCUGACCUGGAAGGCAGAUCCAGAAGGCGCCAAGGAGCCAGGAAGCCCAGCUAGUCCUGGGCACCAAGAGCUGCGCCGCCGUAUCGGUUCCGACGCUCCCUUGCCGGAGCCAGACACACCAGAUGAGCUGGGCACCUUCCGGGCGCGCUCACGCUCCGCUCCCCCUAACCUGUGGGCUGCCCAGCGUUACGGGCGGGAGCUGCGCAGGAUGAGCGAUGAAUUCCACGGAGCACUGCAGAAGCUGCCACGGCCCAAAAGUGCAGGGGCCGCUUCCCAAAUGUACCGGACCACAGGUUGGAAGGAAACCCUGCAGUCGUGGUGGUCCCGAGGUCCCCCUAGCAACGAGCCCCCCAGGGGGCCUCCGUGACGUCGCCCCACUGCUGCCUGUUACGAGAAGGAAAGGCAGCGGUGAUGGGGAACUCAGCCUGCAGGGCCCACAUGGCACAUCCUCCUUUGUGGUGUCCCAGAGUAUUGGGGUGGGGGGAGAAUCCCCAAACACCCCGCCCCCUUAGAAGAUUUUGCCCCACACCUCACACUACAGUAUGAUGUGGACGAAUCUUACCUGCUGCCUCUUUACACAGGAUCAAAUGCCUUCCGCUGCCUGCCACCCACCCUUGAAUCCCUCCCACCCACCCACUCCCAACUCCGCGGGGGUCCCGCCCUGCCCUGUCUAAAGAGUACUUUAAAAAGGAAGAAAAAAGGCAAACACUGAAUGCAUUAUUGGAAUAAAAGGCCUGGAUUUCUGUUUUUCUAUGGAUCACAUUUGUACAAGCCUUCAUUAAAGUGUUGUUACUUCUGG
Hemicordylus capensis (graceful crag lizard) is the source of this 1170-nucleotide messenger RNA. It is a transcript of the gene BAD, whose product is annotated as BCL2 associated agonist of cell death. Gene Ontology annotation, biological process: apoptotic process. The transcript is spliced from 4 exons. The coding region runs from base 301 to 738 and encodes 145 amino acids. Lineage: Eukaryota; Metazoa; Chordata; Lepidosauria; Squamata; Cordylidae. The record is from RefSeq and is a predicted model, not a curated record.